AAAUUCUAUGAUUUGGAACGAUUGUUAACAAAAAAUAUGAAGAAACGUAUCGAUGGCCGUCGAUUGGCACAAAAUAUUGGAGAACAAGUAAUUUUACUUGGAACUAUAGGAAAAAAAAGUUCAAAUGGUAGAAAUUUAGAAUUAAGAACAACUGAUGGUGUACAAGUAAAUGUAACUUUACCAGAACCAAUUGAUGGCAAUGCAGAAGGUUAUAUAGAAGUACAUGGCACUUUGCAAUCUAAAUCUACAAUGAAUUGUAGUAAUUAUAUAGUGUUUCCUCUUAGUUUAACUGAGGAAUUUGAUGCUGAUCAAUAUAAUGAACUGAUGGUUAUAUUAAAUAUAAUAGGAGUUGAAAAAUUGACAGAAUGUGAAUGUGAGGAAGAAAAUAAUGAUUUUUAAUCAUUGUAGAAAUGCUUUAUAAAGUGUUGAUAAAAAAAAUCAAUUAUACAUCAAUUUCUUAUGAGAAUACUAUCAUUUUUACAUAUAUUUAAAGUUAUAAGUUAUAUUUUUUUAACAAAAUGAAAUUGUAUCUAUAAAUAGAAUAAGCAAAAUUCAUUAUCCUUUAUUUCUAAUAUUUAUGUUUUAUUCCAAGAAAUAUAUAAAAUAAUGUCCUAAAACUUAAAUGAAUAUUAUUAAUAUUUAUAAUUUUUAUGAUUUCAUUUUUUAUUUAUAUUAUACUUACUGCUAUUUUACAUGAUGCAUCUAAAGAAAAACAUCUGCAUGUACAUGAAGUCACUGGACAUUCUGAAUGUUGACUAUAUAAACAAAACAAUAUAUUGUUA
Molecule: messenger RNA, 782 nt
Organism: Apis dorsata (giant honeybee)
Lineage: Eukaryota; Metazoa; Arthropoda; Insecta; Hymenoptera; Apidae
Product: replication protein A 14 kDa subunit-like
Exons: 4
Coding region: 37-399 (120 amino acids)
Biological process (GO): double-strand break repair via homologous recombination; mismatch repair; nucleotide-excision repair
Cellular component (GO): nucleus; site of double-strand break; DNA replication factor A complex
Molecular function (GO): single-stranded DNA binding; damaged DNA binding
Source: RefSeq, a predicted model, not a curated record